UAAUUUUUUUUCUUCUUUUUUUUUACCAGUCCAGAAAGCGCCGUUUCCCGUCCAUAUCUCGAAUAGUCCUCAAACUAUUUGACAAAAAAAAUCAAGAAAGAAAAUCAACAAAACAUGACGUCUAAUUCCAACGUGUCCAACAUGCGUCGACUUGUUGAACAACUGAAACUCGAAGCCAGUUUGGAACGGAUUAAGGUGUCUCAGGCAGCGGCAGAGCUCCAGCAGUACUGCCACCAGAAUGCGGCUAAAGAUGCUCUGCUGGUCGGGGUUCCGACAGGCUCCAACCCCUUCAGAGAACCACGGUCCUGUAACCUGUUCUAAGGACAGGACACAAAAAUGGCGGAGUCAUGCAGAAGAAAACUUACGAUGAAAAAGUGACCAGGCUGCAUUCAUUUGAGAGAUAUAUGUUUUCUCUUGUGCCAUGUGGCUUUGUCAGGUUUCUUUAAUAAUAUAUAUUAUAUGAAGUAAUAAUAGGUUUGUAUAUUGGAGCUCAUUUUUUACAUUUGUUUCUUGAAUGUUAGUAUUUUUAGUCCCAAAGUUUUAAUGUUUUUUUUUUUUUUUUACAAGUUUGGUAACAUUUAAUAUAAACUUGAUCUUAUUCAGGAGGGUGUAAUGCAGUAAUUACAUUGUUACAUUGUUCUUUGGUAAUUGUUUUGCAUUGCAUCAUCUUAAACUGAAGAGAUGUUUUAAGUCGGGGUGGGGGGGGGACUCGAAACUGCCUCGGAAUCGUUAAACUCCUUCCUUUCCUGUUGUUGAGACGUCGAUGUUUAAUGGAAACCGCUUAUAGUCAGUGACAGGAAGCUAGGUCUUCCUGUUUAAACCCACCAGAGAUACUUAAUAAUUCACAUUCCAGUUACUUCCAGUUCAUUCACAACGUACAAGAUGUUGUGCUGAGACAGGGGGGGGGGGGGCAGCCACGGACUGAACUCGAUCGGUUUCUUUUAGCGUCGUGGAGAAGCUGUAACUGAUACCGAGGAAAGCACUUUCCACCCAUAGACAUAUGCUUCCACCACCGCCCAGUGUCAGCCCCUGACCACAGGAUGUUACUGUGACUUCCCUUUAACUUAGGUUGUGUCCCAAAUGGCACCUUAUUGCCCAUAGGGCUCUGGUCUAAAGUAGUGCACUAUAUAGGGAAUAGGGUUCCAUAGGGCUCUGGUCUAAAGUAGUGCACUAUAUAGGGAAUAGGGUUCUAUAGGGCUCUGGUCUAAAGUAGUGCACUAUAUAGGGUUCCAUAGGGCUCUGGUCUAAAGUAGUGCACUAUAUAGGGAAUAGGGUUCCAUAGGGCUCUGGUCUAAAGUAGUGCACUAUAUAGGGAAUAGGGUUCCAUAGGGCUCUGGUCUAAAGUAGUGCACUAUAUAGGGAAUAGGGUUCCAUAGGGCUCUGGUCUAAAGUAGUGCACUAUAUAGGGAAUAGGGUUCCAUAGGGCUCUGGUCUAAAGUAGUGCACUAUAUAGGGAAUAGGGUUCCAUAGGGCUCUGGUCUAAAGUAGUGCACUAUAUAGGGAAUAGGGUUCCAUAGGGCUCUGGUCUAAAGUAGUGCACUACAUAGGGAAUAGGGAGCCAUUUGAGACACAGUGUUAUUUUGCCAUAUCCUGUUUGACACGAGCGGCAGUCGUGGGUCCAGGGACCAAGGUCUGUUUCGCAAGGAGACCUAACAUGCACACAAACAUUACAAACACACUCAUUAUUGCCCUCGCCUCUUCCGUUCUCCGAGUGGAAAAACUUCAUCAGGCUUCUAAAAAAAAGGGGCAAUCUGGGAUUGUUGCAUUUUCAUUAUUAAAAAAUAUAUAUAUUGGCAUAUA
This is a messenger RNA of Oncorhynchus masou masou (cherry salmon), 1800 nucleotides long. RefSeq names its product guanine nucleotide binding protein (G protein), gamma 10 (gene gng10). The transcript is spliced from 3 exons. Gene Ontology annotation, molecular function: G-protein beta-subunit binding. Lineage: Eukaryota; Metazoa; Chordata; Actinopteri; Salmoniformes; Salmonidae. Gene Ontology annotation, biological process: G protein-coupled receptor signaling pathway. The record is from RefSeq and is a predicted model, not a curated record. Gene Ontology annotation, cellular component: heterotrimeric G-protein complex. Bases 115 to 321 code for a protein of 68 amino acids.